ACCAUGGGAGGGAGUCGUCGCCUAGAAACCACCUGAACUGUUAACCUCCGUUUGGUCUUUAGCAAUAUUUGGGUAGCAACGGUGAAGUUGUCUAUCGGUAUGCGAGUCAGCAAUUUGACGAAAUUCCGCGAUAAACUACUUUGAAAAAUAUAUUUGUGGUAUUUGACGUCUGUAAAUAAGUAAAAAGUAACUAAAGUCAUAUCAUGGCUGGAAGUUGUGUUCGAGUGGACCCACCGUAUGUCGCGUUUAACGACGUGAAAGUCGGGCAGGUUUACAAGACAACAGUCACGGUAACGAAUAUUGGGAAAACCUCGAAGAAAAUAAGAAUUGAAAAGCCCAAGUUGAAGUUGUUCAAGUUCAAAGUUACCAGCCCAGCCAUGGUGGUGGCUCCUGGUCUGUCUGUAAGUGGCGUGCUGGCGUUCACUCCAGAGGAGGAAGAGGAGGUCACAGACUGUCUUCUGAUUCAUAUAGAUGCUGUGGAAACCAUCAAAAUCCCACUGCUGGUGUUUCCCAAGACUGGUUUCCUACUAAUGGACUCAGAACUAGACUUUGGCUGUGUUGCCGCCAGCAGUCAAGUGAUCAGCAGAUAUCAUCCUAUAAUCAAUCUGGGAUUAGCACCAGGUGUGUUCCAGGUGCAGUAUAAUGGAGACCCUUCAGUCAGACUCUCACCCCUCAAUGGAGUCAUAGCAGCUGGCAACACUCAGUGGCUGAAAAUUGAACUGCGCACAGACAGAUCCAGACAGAUUGAAGAGACGGCUCGUGUGACACUCCAGAAUUGCACUGCUGUAGUUCUCAGUAUCAGGGCUGAGGUGGUGGACCAGCGCCUUGAGGUCUUUGACCUGCAGGGAACUCCACUGUCCUGUCUGUGGUUUGGACCUGUCUACCUUGGGACGUCCCACGUGAAGAGUGUGGUCCUGAAAAACAAUGCACCCCGGGCAUGCGACUGGAUCUGCAUGCUUCAGGAUACUGCUGCUGGGACUGAGGUGGGAACAGACCUCCAGAAGAGCGCAGACGCCGCCCUGCUGGAGCGCAUGGAGAGGUGCAGCUCAGCCUCUCAGGACGUCUCUCAGAUCCUGGUGUGUGGCCCUAAACAAGGUCGACUGGGACCAUAUGACAAAACCAUUGUGGCAGUACGCUUUAGCCCCAUCUGCAAGAGUCCUGGCAAAGGGAAGAAGCGUGAUUGCCCAGCCAGCCGGCAAGACUAUUGUCUUUUCCUGCUCUUUGAAUCAGUGGGAAGCAAACACGGCUUCACUCACCAUAAUGGUAAGAGCAGUGUGGAGCUGGCGGUGACUGGCUCUGGUCUGCCUGUGUCUCUGGUGCCCAGUCCCUCUCAAAGAUUCGAUUUCCUCACCUGUGUGACAGGCCAACGUGUGGAUCUACUGUGUGUGCUGCAGAACUUCUGCCCUCAGCUUCCUGUCAACUUCCACUUCCGCAAGUUAGCGAAUUUCACCACAGAGCCCUCCACGGGCACCAUAGCCCCUGGCCAGUGCCAGGAUGUAGUUUUGUCUUUCACUGCACGGCAGCAAGGGAGCUUCCAAGUGCGUCAGGUGCUAGAUGUCUUAGGUUAUGUUGUUUGCCAGAGGGAUGACAACACCACUGAGAAUGUUACUGGGCUUGAACUUCGCAGCUUCCACACCAUCACUCUACACCUGUCUGCUGUCUGCCGCAGUGAGACUACACACCCUGUGCCAAAACUAAAUCCUGGCAUCACUCCAGCAGUGACCAAUCCAACUGGAUUACAGCCUCACAUUAGGUCCAGUGAGCUGGCUUGCUGCCGUGGAAUGGCACGUGCCGCUGUCCUCAGCGCUGACAAGACACAACUCCACAUACAUCGCAGGGGGAGGAGUCGAAACAUAGAGGGAGAAGAGUUUCUGGCCUUUCCUAAUGACCGAGCCACUAGCAUCAGGCCAGCCUCUCCACAUAGGCAAUACAGGACCAUCUUUACUGGUGUACACCGGUAUCGCUAUGUGGACACCAACUAUGCUUUAACUGAGGAGGAGGAGGAGCAGAGACAGAGACAUCGACAGGUUUACGCUGACUUCAUCAAGCAGCUCAGACAAACACGCCUGCAGAGGAUCAAGGAGAGACAGCAAGAAAACGUGGAGGACGAUGUGGAUAUUGGGAUUGUUCCUUCUCAAGGGCUUGUCCCCCCGAAGCACCACAUUGCCGACGUAGAGACCAGUAAGAUCUCAGAGAGGAGGCCAAACUACAGCAACUGCAGCCUGUUGCACAAGCUGUGCGUCUCAGAGGUAAUGAAUGCAGUUCCCUCUACCAGCCAGGAGGUGGCAGACUGCAACCGGACUCUGACAGCUCAGGAGCUCAACGAAAUUAUCAUAGGCCCAUUGUCAGUGGACUUCGGCGAGGUGUGUGUGCAGUCAGUGUGUGUUGAGAAGCUGGAGGUGAUUAAUCAUCUGUCAGUGUUCAUCUGGGUGCAGUUUGAAGUGGACUGCCCUGAGCUGCAGGGCUCCUCACCCCUCUCCCAUGUCCUGCCACCCUACUCCCACAACACCCUACCCCUGACGUUUCAAGGCAACAAGCUGGGUCACUUCUACAGACCUGUGUCCUACUCUGUGAACCAGAAGCACCCUGGUCAGAUACUGGUCCAGGCCCAGGUUGUCCCUGUUGCUCUGGAACUCUCCAUCACCCAGCUGGUGCUCCGCCCCACCUCCACCCUGCUUGCCGCAUCAGGAUAUAGGAGCUCAGUUACUCUUCGAAACCAGCGUAACCACCCAGCUGAAUUCACAUGGGAACCACUAGUCACAGAGAGUGGUAUCCUGUUCUCUAUUCGACCAGCUAAAGGUACAGUGGAGCCAUACAGUGAAUUGGACUGUGAGGUAGUGUGGCACCCCUCCUUCACCUCCCCUCCAGAAGGAGACUUUGACCUCUGUGUCCUCGAGGGCAACACACAACGCCUGCACUGUGUUGCAAAGGUCGGAUCCACCAGUGUACAGCUGGCAGAGAAACAAGUGAUAUUUGGAUCAGUGCCUCUCAACAUGCCCUCUGUCAGGACUGCAGUCUUACACAACACUGGACUGAACCAUGCCUACUAUCAGGUACUAGAUGUCUGUCCGCUGCCAGGAAUGGUGGUGAGUCCAUCUGAUGGUGUGGUGCCCAGCGGGGGGCAGGCUGUGGUCAAGAUCCACUUCAACCCCGACUCUGUCAUCAAGUUUGACACCAGAGUCAAGAUAGCUCUGAGGAACAUGAAGUCCAUUGAGCUCAGAGUAGGCGGAUCGGUAGAGCCUCCAAAUGUAGACAUCAGUGUGUCCCAUUUCCAAUUCAACGAGGUCCAUGCUGGUUCUCGGAGAGUUAUACCAUUCUCUCUGACAAACUGUUCGUCAGCUGCAGCCCAGGUCACCUUCGACCUGUCAGAAUACACAGACUUCUCUCUCCAGCUCCCUCAGCCCUUACCAAAGAAGGAGCCAGGUGUGAGUGUUGUGGAGGUCCAGGGCCACCAGACAGUGGACUGUUCCCUUGUCUUCUCACCCACUCAGGUGGCCAGCUAUGACUUUGACCUGCCGCUGAUGAUCAACGGACUGAGAUGGCCCAUUGCUUCUCCUUCUCCUUUCCCCUCUCCAUCUUCCUCUUCCACUUCCUCCUCACUGUUAGACGGCAGCAGGAAGCACAUUGUCAAAUCAUUCUGUCCCCAUUCUGUCACCAUGGCAACGCAACGGUCACAACACAUACAGGCCACAGUGCUGUGUGGCCCACUGGAAAUGUCCCCCUCCAGCCUACACUUCCAUUUGGAAGCUUUCCCACAGUCUGACACUGAGGUGUCAACAAAGACAGUUGAGCUGAAAGCUGUGUGUGAAGAGAACGUGUGUUGGCGUGGUGUCCUCGGGGAGAGUGUGUACUGGUGGUUUGACCCCAGUGCCACAGCGGUACCAAAAAGCGACAGACGAGAGGCGGGGCUAUGUAUGGUGUCUCCAUCAUCAGGGAGUCUGGGGCCUGGCCAGUCCAUCUGCUUGGCAGUCAGCAUCAGGCCUGAGGCUAUCACAACAGUGGGCCGUGUGACCAGUCUGUCCCUCCCUCUUUACCUGGGAGAGGGAGAGGGAGAGGAGGGACAUCAACCCUACCGGGAGUUAUCCAUCACCAUUACCCUCCAGCUGUCCCAUAUCAUCAUCCACCCCCCUCAAAUCCUACUUAGCCCAGCACCCCUGAAAAGCAAUGCAAUGGCCCCACUCACCCUGCUGGUUUUAGGAUAUCCUAGUGGAACCAAGGUAUCAGCUGAAGUGGAUGAGGUGGAACUGGAGGAUGGGACAAAGAUACAACCAAUCUCUGUCAUCUUUCCAGAGGGUAACACCAUCCCUGCUCACGACCAGAGACAUCCAGUAGGUAUCCAGAACCAGGGAGCCAGUGUGACCUCUCUGAUCUGCAAUGUGUCUUUCUGUUCUGCCGUCCCUCUGUCCCUCUGCACAACCAUCACCUUCACUGACCACCUCCACAACAGGUUUAAGGUUGAGUUAUGUGCUGUCGCUGACAACUGUCUGUUGACUGUCUGGCCCUACUUGGCUCUUCACCGCUCUGAGCAACAGAUUGUUCUCAAGACCGGGGCCACAGCUGUUGAGGCAAUCCUUCAGCGCUAUCACACACCAAGUUCUGCCUCUGGCCAGACUUCAUCAUCCUCCUCAUUGUUUGAUCGCAACAGCUCAACAAACAAGAACUCAGCCUCAGACUCCUUUCCAGACAGUGAGAGUGUGAGCGGUCAGGCCAGCAUGGAUGAAGACGCCUCUAACAGAGACACCCCAACCAAUCUUGGUGUCCCAGAGUUCCCUGCUGCCAACUCAGAGGAAGGACUAUAUCACCAGAAUGUCUUACUGGCUGUGGAGAGGUGGUUUAGCCUCUUUGGCUGGCCGAGUGGACCACACCCUAUCUCUGUACCACACACGCUCAGAAGAGUUGUGUCAAAAAUUCAAACAAAUCAUUACAGUGGACGGACUUAUCGUGUCAGUCAAAGUAAAGACUCCAGGUCUGUAGUGGACAUGCUUCAUCACCUGACUGGCAAACAGAUUCCCAGUAUUCCUCGCUGUCAGACCUUUUCCAGUGAUAUAGACCGACGCACUAAUCAGCUGCUGCAACAGCAUGAAGCUAUGCUUGCUUUUCUCAGGGUGCAGGGAGCCUGUUUGUGUCACAUCAGACCAGAAUACUUGCUAGAUGUGCAGGAGUUCAACCACUGGUGCUCCCUGCAGGCAAACGAGGAAGAGCAUGGCCUGGACUACAGCAGUGUUGACUAUGAGUCUCUGAGCAAACGAUCAUGGACUGACGUGCUGCUACAAAUAUACAAGGUGUUGGUGUUGUGUCACGUGUCAGAGAACAGUCUCAACAUGACUCUGAGCCAGGAAGAUGGAAUCCUCCCAGUCGGCUCACAGCCGCUGGCCAGUAACAUCUACUCUCCCCAAGAACUCCAGUUGCUCUCGUGGCUCAACAUGCACUACCAGAGCAUGAGGAAGACUGUGUGGGGUACAGGUGGUGUUCCAUCAGCACGCUGGAUAGUGAAUUUUGACCUGGACUUGACAGAUGGACUGGUGCUUGCUGCUCUGCUUGCUGCCUACUGCCCUUACCUGAUCUGCAGCCACUUCCGGAGGAUGUACACCACAGCUACCACUCAGGAGCAGAUCCUCCACAACAACAUUAUAGUGGCCCAGGCCUUAAACACACUUUAUCUCAACAUAGAUGUACAGCCCACAGAUUUGUCAGAUCCCAACCCAGUGCAGAUGUUAAUGCUGUGUGUUCACUUGUAUGAGAGGCUGCCUCAGUAUCUGCCACUACACACCAUCACUCUAUCAGGAGGCCUCCACAGCACUUUCAGCAAGCAGGUGCGUUUGAAAAGCCCAUCUUCUAAGCCUGUCAAAUACCAGGCCUUCCUUUUAGGAGAGGAUGCCCAUUUCUUCUCCCUCCCUGAUGGUUCCACAGUCACCAUUCCUCCAAAGGAGAGCACUGAACUGACCGUCCAGUACAGCUGCUCCUUCCUGCAGCCCAUGGAGGCUGUCCUUCUGCUCAUCUCCAGCUCUGCUUCUUGCCUGCGUGCCUCCACUCUCACCUUCAGUCUGAAGACCCACGUCAGUCACAUCAUACCCACAAACACUGUCAAGUGCAAGUCUCCAUGCUAUGAGCUGAAAGUGAUCCAAGUGCCAAUAACUAACCCUUUCAAUAAAGAAGCAAAGUUCAGGGUGGUGCUGAUGGAGUCUACGUUCAACCCACUGGAGCCAGAAAAGAAAAAAGACAGCCUUCUUCAACAGGCCUCUUCCAAAGCCAAUAUAGAAAAUAUGACACCAGACAAGAGCUGUGUGGAGGAGAAGGAAGGGGAGUGCUCAAAUCCCAAUGGUGACGGCACUGAGUUUCUCAGUGCUGUGAGGAAUGUUUGUCUGAAGUCAGGCCAAGCAGACACACUGAACAUCCACUACCUGCCCUUCUGCCCAGGCAGCAAGUACUGUUCUGUCCUGCUAGUUUGCCCACAGGUGGGCGAUACAGUCUAUUUGGUGAAGGCCACGGCAGAAUUGCCUCCUCCUUCCCCUCUCACUGCCAGGCCGAGUUCAAACAUAGUUCCCAUCCUCAACAACUCGGAGUCAAAUAGUUGUGUAUCAGUACUGUGCCUACGCUGCAAGGUAGGACAGGUGUGUGAGGAGGUGAUGCGUGUGCCCCUGAUCAAUAUGGCCUGGGAGCAAGCUCUGGCCAUCUGUGGUCAGCACAUCAUGAGUGCUGAUGAACAUAGGAGACGGAUGCUGACACACACUUUGCAUAGCAGCACUGUGAGGGCAACCACAGCAGUACUCAAACAGCAGGCCCAAUGGAGAAAUGUUGACCACAGUAAAGGGGUAGAGUACAGCGUGGAGGUUUCUUUGCCACAGUACUUCACUUUACCCAAUACUGUUACAAUACCUAUAGAAGAAGACACCAAGAUACCCUGGGAGAAUCCUGCAGAUUGUGGCUGUGUGGACAUCCCUUUACGGUUCCAGGCAGACUCAGUGGGGCAAUUUACAUGUCAAGUUGUCCUGAGUUCCUGGUGUGAUACUAGGGUCUACCUGCUAGAGGCGUUGGUUACUUCACAGGGAGGAUCUGUCCACUUGGACUUCAGUUCACCAGCUCACCAUUCAGUCACGCAAGACAUACCACUGUGCAAUGAGACCAACCAAGACUGGAAAAUCCAGGCUGAGGUGUGUGGUGAAGGAUUCCACGGCCCAAAGGAUUUCACUGUACCAGCAGGGACAAAAGCUUGCUACCCACUCACCUUUCACCCUUCUGUACAAUGCAUUGUCACGGGAAAGCUGUACUUACAUAAUGACUGCGACGGUACUGAGCACGUGUUUACCCUCAGAGGAGUGGGAGAGCACCCCCUGCCUGUGGAUCAUGUGGUAUUACACUGCCCUGUAGGGAAGACUACACACACACAGCUUGAUGUCCCCAACUACAGCCAGAACAAACUCUCUCUCAAGGUGGUGACAGACUUAUCUGUUGUGCGUGGCACACCCUCCCUGGAGAUUAAGCCCGGUCAUAACGCUCCAUACACCCUGGCUGUGUCACCAUGGAGACGAGGAAAACAGACAGGCUGCCUGUCAUUUGUGGAAAUUGAUGACAUGCAAGAAGCAGAUAAGGACAAAGAAAAUGUACUUGGACGCUACGAGGUAUAUUUCUCUCUCGAGAUAAUUUGUGAGCAGGCAGCAGCCAUCAAGGUCAUAGAUGUACAAUGUGCUGCUCAGAGCUCAGUUGCCAUAGAGAUCCCUGUCAAUAACCCACAAGGAAAGCCAUUGAUGCUGGAUGUGUACCUGGAAGGAGACGGCCUAAGUGGAGCAAACUGGGUUUCAAUUCCCCCACAGGAGACUCUCACUUACAAAGCCGUGUUCUCUCCUGGUAGAGCAGGAAAGAGUACAGGCAGCGUGGUGUUCCAGUCAGAGCUGGUGGGGGAGUUCUGGUAUCAACUGGAGCUUUAUGCUCUCCCUCCUCCAGUCAUCACACUUCCACAGGCCUGCUGUCAGCUGGGCAAAUGGACCAGACAGACCAUUCCCCUGGUUAACCCGACUGCUGAGACUCUGGAGCUUAUUGUGGCUAACAGUAACCACAGAAACUACACACUGGAAAUGGAUACAUUAAGUACUCUUACUGUGGAGCCCCACUCCUCCGCCCAGCUUGGCAUUCGCUUUAGUCCUUCAUCCAUCGGAGAGGGGAACCACACGGCAAAGAUCACUUUCACAUGCCCCCAGUUGCAGGAAUGGUGUGUGUUGUUGAGUGGGUGUGGUCUUAAUCCAGAGAGCGAGGAGCCAGUGAGCAUCUCAUCCGCGAUUGGUUCCAAUGCCUCCAUCACCAUACCCUUCACAAACCCCACUGAGCUCCCAGCAGUGCUCAAUAUCACACUGACAGAUGAGGACCCGAGUGGGGCCCCAGUCUGCCAUCCAGUCACUACAGACAAGGAGGUCUUCUCUAUCCCUCUAAGCAAUACUAAAGAUAUACAGAUCAGUGAAGGGGCCGGUUUUGAUGUGCCUGUGGUGUUUGCGCCUAAUUCUAUGGAGCUACAACAGGCCUGGCUCUGCAUUGCUCUGACGCCCCUCAGCAGCCUGGGCAAUAACAAUCCCAUUACAGACAACAUGAGGUCAGCGCAGGAGCUGUCAACCAUCUGUUGGAUUUACCCCCUCCGUGGGAUUCCCAUGGAAGUGCCUGUUGAAAAUUCACCACUUGGCGUGUUUCAGUGUGAAGUGGGCUGCCAGCUGGAAAAGAAGGUCGAUGUACUGCUCACUGGAUGUGUGCCAGGGAAUCAAGGCCAGGAAGGACAGGAAGUUUCCCAGGUGACAGUGGAAGACUUCCUUUGCAAAGUGCGUUCAGACAUUAAAGCAGAGGACUGCUUUUCCGCCUCCAUGGAGACAGGGAGGAGGAACCCUGAGACUGGCAUCAUAACACUUACCGUUAAUCUCGUCUACACUCCCCUCAGGCCAUGCAGGUGCUCAACGGUCCUUGUGGUGCAAUAUGUGUCCGGCCAGAUAUGGGAGUUUCCUAUCACUCUCAUUGCUAUGGAGCCUCAGGUUGAUGACAUCAUCAUCACUGAAGCUACUGAGUUGGGCAAGACUUCAGCUGUGGGCUUCCGUCUGACCAGCACCACAAGGAGACCAGAGCUGUUCACAGCAGUGUUCCAAAAAGGCAGCAGCAGUGAGUUCACAGUGACUCCAGCCUCAGGGAUGUUACCUCCUGCUGGUUCCAGUGGAGCCCUCAUCACUGUGUCCUUCACACCCAACAUUAACAGCAAGAGACACAGAGCAAGACUAACCAUUCAGGCAGCAGACAUGCAGUGGAUCUACGAUGUGAGAGGGAAAACUCCUCAUGACUUUCCACCCCCCUGUACCACAUCCACCAAUGGCACCUCUUCUGUGCACCGUCCAGCCAGUGAAUGCCAGCAGAACUUUGUGACCCGGAACCUUCAGCUUCCUGCUUUGGCUAAUUCGUCCCCUCUCAAAGUCCGCAGAUAAAAACAUCCUGACUCUCUCAUACAGCUAAGGAUCUUCAUUUUUUAUAUUUGUUUAAUUUUCUUUUUGCCUGUUUUGCUGUUUUAACAGCAAGGUCACCCUCAAUGAAAUAUAUAUCCUUAUAUAUAAACUGUUAUUUGGACAGGCACAUUGCCACAUUGAGGGUGAUGGGUUUUACCAUUUGUCCUUUUUCCCUUGAAAACGGUUCAUUAGUCUUGUUAGCAUUUCUCAUCAGCAGUUGUAAUGAGCUAUUUUUCUGCCAGUACAAAGCUGGUUUUUGCCUACCUUGUGGCAAGUGAAGGAAAUUUAGCAUAAUGAAAUGGAAAUGAUGCUCAUUUUUAAAAACUUCUUUUGGCUUUUGACUUCAUUUGAAAUCCAUGUUCAUCACUGUUAAUGUAUCCAUUGUAAUUAACCUUGAAGGUAAUGUCUUAUUUUAACAACGAAAGUCAUUAUCAUAAAUAGCGUGUAGUGAAAUUGACUGAAAUAGUCCCUUUUGCAUAGAA
Messenger RNA from Thunnus maccoyii (southern bluefin tuna), 9949 nucleotides. Its product is annotated as cilia- and flagella-associated protein 47-like. The record is from RefSeq and is a predicted model, not a curated record. Bases 204 to 9449 code for a protein of 3081 amino acids. The transcript is spliced from 67 exons. Gene Ontology annotation, molecular function: protein binding. NCBI's taxonomy places the organism in Eukaryota, Metazoa, Chordata, Actinopteri, Scombriformes, Scombridae.